This is a messenger RNA of Serendipita indica DSM 11827, 849 nucleotides long. The record is from the annotation of a GenBank genome assembly. NCBI's taxonomy places the organism in Eukaryota, Fungi, Basidiomycota, Agaricomycetes, Sebacinales, Serendipitaceae.
AUGUCACUACUCGAUCAACAGAACGCAGCCCCGCCAGAAAUACGAGCUGUAGUAAACUUUUUGCGCGGGAAGAAUGGCCCAAAACUACGCACGGGCGUCUUGAACGGGAAGAGGAUCGACUACUUCAAGGGUUCCGGAGCUGUCAAAUCGUUGUUGACGCCUGCAUACGCCAAAUUGAAGAAUGCGCCCAAGGUGACAUCGGAGCAAGAGGCCGUGCAGUUGCUGUCGCAAACGAUCCGCUUCGCAUUCUUUCUCCGUGUCGACAGAGGUGAAUCGUUGACGUUGACGUCUGGACAGACCAAGACCAAGGCAAAGAACCUUAACAUCAACCAGAUGCAAAUGUUCGAGCCGGAAAUGUAUUUUGCGUGGUUCUACGAAGGAAGCCAGUGGACGACAUAUCUCGGAGGCGUUAUCAUGGUCAUAGUCUUACUGGCAGGUGUUAUGUUCCCCCUCUGGCCACCAAUGUUCCGACAAGGUGUCAGCUACCUAAGUAUGGGCGUCCUUGGUCUCAUUGGGCUCUUCUUCGUCAUCGCCAUUCUGCGGUUGAUCUUUUGGUUGAUCACCAUCGUCGUUAUCCCACCCGGAAUCUGGAUCUUCCCUCAACUCUUUGCAGACGUCGGCUUUGUUGAUUCGUUCAUCCCGGUGUGGGACUGGGACAUCAAGAAGAAAAAGGGAAAGAAGGAGGGCAAGUCGAAAAAGUCGGGCAAGAAGAGCGAUGGGUCGCGACCAGAUAGUCCCGAAGGACUCGCUCCUCCCAAGAUGGUGGUUGGAUCCGACUCGGACACGUCGAGACCUCCCUCUGCACGAGGCGGCCCGACCAUCGAAGAGGUCCCUGACGAAGAUGACUAG